GCUAUUGCCGAUGCCCGCCGCCUGGCACGCUGUCGCGAACCCUAGACGGCUACCGCACACGUACUCCGUACGUAGUACGCCCAACGAUCGAUAUAUAGCAGCCAUGAGCGCAUAGCCAUCAGCCAAAGCCCACAAGGCAAACACCACACGCGCGACGUCAGAGAGAGCUAUAGCGCUUGCGCGCGCGACGGCGGCGGCGACAAGCGAAACGGCGUGGAGAGUGGGAGAUUGAUCGAUCGAGCGAGUGGUAAAAUGGGAAUUAGCGGCGAGAGGAAGGGAGCCGCGAGGCAGUACAACAGGUCCAAGGUGCCGAGGCUGAGAUGGACCGCGGAGCUCCACCGCAGCUUCGUGCGAGCCAUCGACUGCCUUGGCGGCCAACAAAAAGCAACUCCUAAGCUCAUUCUUCAGCUCAUGGAUGUCAGAGGGCUUACCAUAUCUCACGUUAAAAGUCACCUACAGAUGUACAGAGGCACACGGCAUGGCAUUGGACAAAACGAUAUGCAGCCACAGCUACAUCUGAAGCAGCACUCAUUCGGCAGUGAUGAGCAGAGCCCCAAGGAAUUCAUGUGCCCACCCAUAAAAAGGGCCAAGGUAGGGACAGAAGCUUCAGGCAAAUACAGAUGCAUGGAAGGGAGCAGUGACAUGAGGAGUAGUGCUCCUCCUGCAGGCACCCGGUACUUCAUCGAUGAUUGUAUGCGACUGCAAGAAGUGUCCAUGGAUAGGAGGAGAUCAGAUCAACACGAUGCUGCAGCUGCCGCUCGUGCUCGUGCUCCUGCUGCUGCUGCUUCAAGCCUUCAUCAGGCACUGGGAUUUUGGGUGCAGGGAAGAAGAGAGGAGCCCUUUAUGGUACACCAGAUUAGUAAACCCAAAGCACAUCAACUGAACCAUAUGGUCAGGAACAUGAAGAUAUCUUGCAAGGAGAACCACGAAAGUAGAUUCUUCAUGGUGAGAAGUGCAACUAGAGAUGAACAAGUCAAGAAACGCGCACCGCCGCUGUCGCUAGCCGUCGACCAGAAAGCUGCGAACGCUAUCUCCUCCUGGCCCAGCGAGGCCAGCUGCGUUAUCUCGCCGUCGCCGAGGAACUUCAGUACUGACUGCUCUGGGCCUCCAGGGUGCAGCUUUGUUGGCCGGAGAGUUAACCUGGAACUUUCCCUGUCAAUAUGUGGAUCAUAA
This is a messenger RNA of Oryza sativa Japonica Group (Japanese rice), 1173 nucleotides long. Its product is annotated as myb family transcription factor MOF1-like. Gene Ontology annotation, molecular function: DNA-binding transcription factor activity; DNA binding. Lineage: Eukaryota; Viridiplantae; Streptophyta; Magnoliopsida; Poales; Poaceae. The record is from RefSeq and is a predicted model, not a curated record.